GGAUCGCUUCUCCCGGGGCUCUAAACCCAAAACCCUUUCUCUCACUCUUUCUUUUCCGGCGAUCGAAUUCCGGGGAGGAAUUAGGGUUAGGGUUUGGGAAACAUGGUGGCGGACAAGGGGAAGAAGUCGAAGGUUGUGGAGGAGGAUUCCGAAAACGUUGAUGGAGAGCUCGUUCUCUCCAUCGAGAAGCUCCAGGAGAUCCAGGACCAACUCGAUAGGGUCAAUGAGGAAACUAGUGAAAAGGUUUUGGAGGUGGAGCAGAAAUAUAAUGAGCUGCGUAGACCUGUCUAUAGUAAACGUGAUGAGAUCAUCCGAGCCAUUCCAGACUUCUGGUUAACUGCAUUCUUGAGUCAUCCUGCCCUUGGUGGGCUUUUAACCGAGGAAGAUCAAAAGGUUUUCAGAUACUUGGUGUCCAUAGAUGUCGAAGACUCUAAAGAUGUAAAAUCGGGCUACUCAAUCAUAUUUAACUUCUCCCCCAAUCCGUUCUUUGAAGACACAAAGCUUACAAAGACAUACUCCUUCCUUGAUGAGGGAACUACUAACAUAACUGGUACAGAGAUUAAGUGGAAGGAUGGUGUGGAUAUUGCCAAUAGUGCUGGUCUUGAGAAGAAGGGUUCAAAACGGCCAUUAGCAGAGGAAAGUUUCUUUAGCUGGUUCGGGGAAACUCAACAGAAAAAUGAUUCUGAUGGAAUGACUGAUGAGGUGGCGGAGAUUAUCAAGGAAGAUUUGUGGCCUAACCCGUUGAAGUAUUUUAACAAUGAGGCAGAUGAGGAAGAUUUCGAGGGAGAGGGAGAUGCAGAUGCAGAUGAUGAUGAGAAGGACACAGAUUGUGACGAUGAUGAAGUUCCAGAUGAAGAUGAAAAUGGCGAAGAGGACGAUUCCUGAGCAAUUCAUCAAAGCUCCUGCUCUGUAGCUUUUUGCACGGUUUGUACAUGGCUUUUGUAAAGCAGACCUGUGUGGUAAAACAAGCCCUUUAAUGAUAGGAUGAUCUUAUGUUUUUAUCCACUGAAGCUGUAAUAUUCCCUGUUACAUCAACAGUCUGAGAUACCUUUGUGUCUAUCUGUUCUACUGGUCCACUUCAAUGAUGUAUUGCCUACAUAUGUACUAGAUUUUGUGGAUGUUCUCCAGCGUCUUUUAUCUUUCUUGAUUCAUGGAAUCCUAGUCCAUUUAAGUUA
Molecule: messenger RNA, 1175 nt
Organism: Dioscorea cayenensis subsp. rotundata (Guinea yam)
Lineage: Eukaryota; Viridiplantae; Streptophyta; Magnoliopsida; Dioscoreales; Dioscoreaceae
Product: NAP1-related protein 2-like
Exons: 10
Coding region: 103-885 (260 amino acids)
Biological process (GO): nucleosome assembly
Cellular component (GO): chromatin; nucleus
Molecular function (GO): histone binding; chromatin binding
Source: RefSeq, a predicted model, not a curated record